AUGGACCAUCCAUCCCUUUCCUCCGAAGUUGAUACAACAAUACACUCUACAGCCUCGACUCUCCUUCAUCCCUCUCUUACUUCUGUCGCCGAAGAUGCGUCGACGCUAGCUGCCCACCAGGACCCGCAACUAGUUCCAACCCAUCGACAAGGCCAAGUUAGCAUUGACGAGGACUCGCUCCAUGGUCUACAAUGUGCCGUCGAAGAGCUCGACUACUCUCGACAAUCUCAUCAGUCUCAAAAUCAACACCUUCAUCAACAGACGCAUCUUCAAUCUCUCGUAAAAAGACCUGACCAGCAUGUCGACAUCCGCACGAUUCUCGAUCCGCCGGAUCUCGACGCAUGGCGAGAACGGCUUUUCAAUGUCGACGAGAUGAUAGUCCUAAGUGAGGAGCAAUUCCUAACAUAUUUCCCACACAUUGACAACGUCUACUCCCACCGCUCAACUCAACACUACAAACGCAAACCACUAAUUUCCCAUUACUGGGACUGUCGCCUGAAAGGUCGACCUCCCGGAACACCGAAAUCCAACGAUCCCAACAAAAAGAAACGUAAACGAACUGCCCGUCAGCGGGAUCUCUGUGAUGUGAAGAUCAAGAUCACAGAAUACUUCCCGGGCCACGAUGUUAUGGGAUCAGAUCUUGGAGUCCUUGAUGGGCUUGGGGUUCCUAGCCCAGUACUCCAGGAGUCUGCUGUCAGGGAGCAACAACAAGCUCAAAACCAGCAGUUUGGUCUACUAACGCCAAGCUUGAAUCCACCUCUACCAGAGGGUCAUCCAGGGGUCAACGGGCAGCGGUUCUUUACUAUCCAGCGAGUAAAUGGGAAUGGGGCGAACGGGAAGAACGAUGGUGUGAGUGGGGGCCAUCGUCAUACGCUGGAGGACAGUGAUCGCGUGAAGAAGAAUAGCGUGCAGCGGUUCUUAUUGCAGGAGUUGAAAGAGAAGAAGAGGUCGCUGAAUCGUGUUACGUCAUUCGGCGGAGAAGUGCCUAUCGCCGACUAUCUUCCCCGCUCGUCAACUGCACCUUCACUUCCCGUCCACCAUGCUCCGAAGAUCCAUUCUGUCGUUGAAACCAUUGCCAUUUGGCAAUUUAUCCAGGCGUGUGUCCUCUGCUGUUAG
This is a messenger RNA of Aspergillus niger, 1116 nucleotides long. RefSeq lists its product as uncharacterized. The record is from RefSeq and is a predicted model, not a curated record. The coding region runs from base 1 to 1116 and encodes 371 amino acids. NCBI's taxonomy places the organism in Eukaryota, Fungi, Ascomycota, Eurotiomycetes, Eurotiales, Aspergillaceae. The transcript is spliced from 3 exons.